Molecule: messenger RNA, 3583 nt
Organism: Triticum aestivum (bread wheat)
Lineage: Eukaryota; Viridiplantae; Streptophyta; Magnoliopsida; Poales; Poaceae
Product: structural maintenance of chromosomes protein 6B
Exons: 28
Coding region: 151-3270 (1039 amino acids)
Biological process (GO): double-strand break repair via homologous recombination
Cellular component (GO): Smc5-Smc6 complex; site of double-strand break; nucleus
Molecular function (GO): single-stranded DNA binding; damaged DNA binding; ATP hydrolysis activity
Source: RefSeq, a predicted model, not a curated record
AGAAGUCCCCCCCUCGGUUGUCUCAAAAAAAAAGUCCCCCCCCUCGGGAAAAAAGGGGAAAAACCCCACACCAGAAGUCUGACCCCCAGAAAAUCCCCAAAUCUUCGCCGUCUCAGCUUCCGAAUCGCCGGCGAGGAGGAAGGGGCGGCGAUGGCGGGGACCAUCUCCCGCAUCCGGCUGGAGAAUUUCAUGUGCCACUCCAGCUUGCACAUCGAGCUCGGCGAGCACGUCAACUUCAUCACCGGGCAGAACGCAGGCGGAAAGAGCGCGAUCUUGACGGCUCUGUGUAUCGCCUUCGGCUGCCGCGCCAAGAACACGCAGCGGGCCGCUACGAUUAAAGAUUUCAUCAAGACUGGCUGCAGUUAUGCCGCAAUUGCUGUUGACAUCAACAACCAAGGGGAAGACUCGUUCAAGCCUGAUUUAUACGGAAACUUAAUUAAACUGGAACGCAGGAUUACUGAGUCAUCGAGUUCUACGAUUUUAAAGGAUCAACAUGGUAGGAAGGUGGCAAAUCGCAAAGAUGAUCUUAAUGAGAUAAUCGAACAUUUUAAUAUCGAUGUUGAAAAUCCUUGUGUAAUUAUGAGUCAAGACAAAAGUAGAGAAUUCCUGCACUCAGGAAACGACAAGGAUAAGUUUAAGUUCUUUUUCAAGGCUACUCUUCUUCAACAAGUCAAUGAGUUACUGGAGACAAUAAGAGAUCAGCUGAACAAUGCAGACUCUGUUGUUCAAGAGUUGGAGAAGUCAAUUAAGCCAGUGAUGAGAGAACUUGAUGAACUACGAGAGAAGAUAAAGAAUAUGGAACACAUAGAAGAGAUAGCACAUGAUAUCGAUAAUUUGAAGAAAAAGUUAGCCUGGUCAUGGGUUUAUGAAGUCGACCAGCAAAUUGAGGAACAGACAGUGAGACUCCAGAAACUCAAAGAGCGAAUUCCUGCAUGCCAAGAAAGAAUUGACCGAAAUACAGUUGUUAUAGAUGACCUGAAGAAAGAGCUUACUGAAAAGGAAGAACUUGUAAGAUCUUUAGGCGAUAAGACUCAUGAAGUGACCAACAUGAAGAAAAGUAUGGAAGAUAAUAUUGCUGAGGUUGUGAAGUUGAAGAUAGAGCUAGAGGCAGAGCAUGAGCGUGGCACACGUACGCUGGAGAAAAUGAAUGGCCGGUUGAAACAAAUGCAGGCACAACUCCGUGAUUUCCAAAUGCAGCAUAUGCAAUUUACUCAAGCUGAGGCAUCUCAAAUUGAGGAAGACAUGCAGAACAUACAACGGGACAUUGAUUAUCUUGAUUCAAAUGUUACAAGGUUAAGAGAGGAAGAAAAAGAAUUUUCUGAAGAGUUAUCGGGCAUCCAAAAAUCUAUCAGUGACAUAGCAAAAGAGAUAGCUGAAAGUGAUAAAAGGAUACUCCAAUUGAAAUCUCACAUGGAUGGUCUUCAGCAGCGUCAAAGUAAUACGGUAACGGCAUUCGGGGGACAAAAACUUUUGAAACUCUUGCAAUUAAUAGAAUCAAACCACGGAAGAUUCAAAAGCCCGCCUAUUGGUCCGAUAGGGGCUCAUCUGCAACUCGCUAGUGAGUCCUGGUCUGUCGCGGUUGAUUGCGCAUGUGGAGGGCUUCUGGAUGCAUUUAUUGUCUCGUGUCAUAAGGAUUUACAAGUUUUGCGAGAAUGCGCGGGUAGAGUGUAUUACAAUAACCUUCGAAUUAUUGUGUAUGAUUUCACUAGACAGCGAUUGGUCAUUCCAGAUGGUUCACUUCCUACAACAGAGCACCCCACAGUACUAUCAGUUAUUCAGUCAGAGAACCACACUGUGCUGAAUGUAUUGGUGGAUCAGGGUCACGCUGAAAGGCAGGUCCUGGUUCGAGAUUAUGAAGUCGGAAAAUCUGUUGCAUUUGAUCACAGGAUGCGGAAUAUAAAGGAAGUCUAUACCUCUGAUGGGUUCAGAAUGUUUUCUAGAGGUUCUGUUCAGACUAUUCUUCCUCCAAACAAAAGGCCAAGACCUGAGCGUUGGUGCAGUUCACCCGCAGAAAAAAUAGCUGAACUGAAGAAUGAAGCUGACGGUAUUCAAAGAACAAUCUCGGAAAAGAAUGCUCAGAGAAGGAAGUUGGUUAAUGACCGAAGUAACCUUGAACAGAAAAUAGCAAAUUUGAAGAGAAAACGAGAACCUGAGGAGCGCCAUUUAAUGAAUAAAAAAGUGCAACUUGAAGACGCAAAGAGAGCUACUGCUGAAAAUAAUAGGCACGCUGCUGUGGAUACCACUGAACUAGAGGAGGACAUAAAGGAAGAGAAGAAUAACAUUGAGCAGAGAGAACUAUCACUGCAGAAGACUAAUGUGAAGUUGUCAGCAGCUUUACGAGAAGUCAAUGAUAGAAGAAUGGCUUUCAAGACCUUUAUGGAUUCUGUGAAUGAGGAGAGAUUACAUUUUAGCAGUGCAAAUGAUGAACUAGAUCUUGUUAAGCGUAAAAUAGAUGCAGCUCAGCAGGAGAAGACUCACUAUGAAGGUGUCAUGACAACUAAAGUUUUACCUGAUAUUAAAACGGCUGAAGCAGAGUAUGCAGAUCUUCAGCAGCGUCGGCAGGAGUACUUCAAGAAGGCUUCGAUUAUUUGCUCUGAGAGUGACAUGGAAGCUCUGAGUCAUGUUGCUGGAUCCACCCCUGAGCAAUUAAGUGCUAAGAUAAAUAGACUGAAACAGAGAUUUGAUCAAGAAAGCAGAAGAUAUGCUGAGUCCAUAGAUGAUCUGAGGGCAUUGCAUGACAAAAAGGAACGGAAAAUCUUAAGAAAGCAACAGCUGUAUGCAGGUUUUAGGGUGAAAUUAAAUUCGUGUCAAAAAGCAUUGGACUUGCGAUGGAAGAAGUUCCAGAGGAAUGCUGGCCUUUUGAAGCGACAAUUGACAUGGCUGUUUAAUGAGCACCUGGGAAAGAAAGGUAUCAGUGGGUUCAUCAACGUAGAUUACAAGAGUAAAAUUUUGUCUGUUGAGCUGACGAUGCCUCAAGAUGCAUCCCGUGAUACCGUCAGAGACACUAGAGGACUGUCAGGAGGGGAGCGAUCUUUUUCAACACUUUGCUUCACUUUAGCUCUUCAUGGAAUGACAGAAGCACCUUUUAGGGCCAUGGAUGAGUUUGAUGUAUUCAUGGAUGCGGUGAGCCGCAAAAUAAGCUUGGACACCCUCGUAGAUUUUGCUGUUGCACAAGGGUCACAAUGGGUAUUUAUAACACCCCAUGAUAUCAGCAUGGUGAAGCCUGGAGAUCGGGUCAAGAAGCAGCAAAUGGCCGCCCCUCGCGGUUGACUCAGGGCUUAGCUGCCUGUAUGUCGUUGCGCUCGGCAUUGUAUAUAUCCAUCGAUCAGGUCAAGAAGCAGCAAAUGGCCGCCCCUCCCUCGGCACUCCUAGCCUCCGGGUCCACUUCUGACAGAACCUCUUGGGAACUGCUCAUUUCCUAUCUAAGUUUUGUACAUAGCUUGUUUCGAAGUGUACUGGCACUUGUUUUGUUAUUUAGGACUAUCGGGGACCGACAUCUUUGGUGUGAAAUGAGCUCUUUGUGGUGGCAUAUACGUAUCUGUCAGCUAAAACAUUUUGCAUUGCAUGAUACUAAGUGAAGCUA